AGGUUCAGCGGCUCGGGCGCUGUUGUUUGGGCCUCUCGAGGGGCGUUCUCUGGAGGGCCCCCGGCGCAGGCCGCAGUGACAGGGCCGCUCGCCCCCGCGCACCCCGCCUCUCCCGGUGCAGCGUCGCUCGCACUCCCCGCGUCCUGCAGGCCCAACAUGGCGCAGGAGGUGUCGGAGUACUUGAGCCAGAACCCGCGGGUGGCCGCCUGGGUGGAGGCCCUACGCUGCGAGGGCGAGACUGACAAACACUGGCGCCACCGCCGGGAGUUUUUGCUCCGCAAUGCCGGGGACCUGGCCCCCGCGGGCGGCGCUGCCUCCGCGACGGAGGAUGGGGCGGACGCCGAGGGCGGGACCCGCAACCGGCAGCUGCAGCAGCUUGUGUCGUUCUCCAUGGCCUGGGCCAACCAUGUCUUCCUUGGGUGCCGGUACCCUCAAAAAGUUAUGGAUAAAAUUCUUAGUAUGGCUGAAGGCAUCAAAGUGACAGAUGCUCCAAUCCAUACAACAAGAGACGAACUGGUUGCCAAGGUGAAGAAAAGAGGGAUAUCGAGUAGCAAUGAAGGGGUAGAAGAGCCAUCCAAAAAGCGAAUCAUAGAAGGAAAAAACAAUUCUGCAGUUGAGCGAGAUGGAAAAAUUUCUGCUAAAACUGAACGGACAUCAGCUCAGCAGGAAAACAGUUCAACAUGUACGGGGUCAUCCACCAAAUCGGAGAGUAGUGGGAACUCAUCUCGGAGCUCUGGCAUCUCCAGUCAGAAUAGCUCUACAAGUGAUGGAGAUCGAUCUGUUUCCAGCCAAAGUGGCAGCAGCAUUUCCUCUCAGGUAACAACAGCAGGGUCUGGAAAAGCUUCUGAAUCAGAAGCUCCAGAUAAACAUGGUUCAGCAUCACUUGUUUCUUCCUUGUUGAAAUCCAGUGUGAAUAGUCAUGUUAUUCAAUCCACUAAUUCCAGACAGCAAAGUGGAUCACCUAAAAAGAGUGCUUUGGAAAGUUCUUCGGUCUCAGCUUCUCAGAGCAGCUCAGAGAUUGAGGUGCCCUUGUUGGGCUCCUCUGGCAGCUCAGAAGUAGAGUUGCCAUUAUUAUCUUCUAAACCUAGUUCAGAGACAGCUUCAAGUGGGUUAACUUCCAAAACUAGUUCAGAGGCAAGCGUUUCAUCAUCGGUUUCUAAAAACAGUUCCUCAUCAGGCACAUCAUUACUAACUCCCAAGAGCAGCUCAACAAAUACAUCAUUGCUAACUUCCAAAAGCACUUCACAGGUAGCUGCAUCACUGUUAGCUUCCAAAAACAGCUCCCAGACCAGUGGAUCUCUGGUUUCCAAAAGCACUUCCUUAGCAGGUGUGUCCCAGCUAGCGGCUAAGAGUAGUUCUCAGAGUAGCACUUCACAGUUGCCUUCUAAAAGUACUUCACAGUCAAGUGAGAGUUCUGUCAAAUUCUCUUGUUGCAAGUUAACCAAUGAAGAUGUGAAACAGAAGCAGCCUUUCUUCAAUAGACUGUAUAAAACUGUGGCAUGGAAAUUAGUAGCAGUCGGUGGCUUUAGUCCCAAUGUGAAUCAUGGAGAGCUCCUAAAUGCAGCUAUUGAGGCUCUGAAAGCAACACUGGAUGUGUUUUUUGUCCCAUUAAAAGAACUGGCAGACCUGCCUCAAAAUAAAAGCUCUCAAGAAAGUAUUGUUUGUGAAUUAAGGUGUAAGUCUGUGUAUUUGGGCACUGGGUGUGGAAAAAGCAAAGAAAAUGCAAAAGCAGUUGCAUCAAGAGAAGCACUGAAGUUAUUUCUCAAGAAAAAGGUGGUGGUAAAAAUAUGUAAAAGGAAAUACAGAGGCAGUGAGAUAGAAGAUCUGGUACUCCUUGAUGAAGAAUCAAGACCUGUAAACUUGCCUCCAGCAUUAAAACAUCCUCAAGAAUUACUAUAAUAUGUUCAAAAUAGCACUGCACACAGUAUCUGGUAUUUGAAGAGAAAAAACUGGCUUACUUUUGUACACUAUAAAACACGGGCUUUCACAGAUUUUGUAUUGCUUUUUUCCAGUUUUGCAGAAAAUUUAAUUCUAGUUCUCUUCAUAAAAGUAGAAAUUGUAAAUAAUUUAUGAUUGACAGUACACAUUAAAAGGUAUGCACUAACAGCAUGCUAGUAUGCUGUUUUAUUUGCUGAAGAAAGUACUGUCUUCUAUUUUUAAUGAUACAUUGGGUACGAUGUGUAGUUCUGUAGUCUGAAAAUUUUUGUAAUACUUUGAAUUUGGUGAAAAUGUAUUAAGUUGUCUACCAUGGUUUUUUUUCUAGCUGAAUUAAACCAUAUCAAAGAAAAGGGGACCACAGUAUUUGAAUGUUGGAAAGUCUGUGAAACUUAAGGUUUUAAGAAUGUUACCCAUAAUGUUGAACAAGUCUUAAAGAAUAAAAGAAAAAAUAGUUGCCUCAGACUAUUUUUAUUAGAAGUUGUAAGCAUUUUUUAGAUACAAAGCAGUAUAAAGUACUUAUUGUUAUUUUAUUCUGAAGUUGUUUAAAAUUCACCAUGAUUUUCACCGCUGGUGAUUGUUUAAGCGGGUUAAUUUAUGUUUUGAGGUAAAAUGCAAUUUACACUUUUUCUUAAAGACAUAAAUGUGGGUUUCUAUAUUAAGCAUAUUUUGUGACUACUAUUAACAGAUUGAUUUGUUUAGAUAUUAAAUGCUUUAAGCUAUUUUACCUUU
This is a messenger RNA of Castor canadensis (American beaver), 2667 nucleotides long. RefSeq names its product CDKN2A interacting protein (gene Cdkn2aip). Lineage: Eukaryota; Metazoa; Chordata; Mammalia; Rodentia; Castoridae. Gene Ontology annotation, cellular component: nucleolus; nucleoplasm. The record is from RefSeq and is a predicted model, not a curated record.